This is a messenger RNA of Diaporthe citri, 1218 nucleotides long. RefSeq lists its product as uncharacterized. Gene Ontology annotation, molecular function: protein dimerization activity. The coding region runs from base 1 to 1218 and encodes 405 amino acids. The transcript is spliced from 2 exons. The record is from RefSeq and is a predicted model, not a curated record. NCBI's taxonomy places the organism in Eukaryota, Fungi, Ascomycota, Sordariomycetes, Diaporthales, Diaporthaceae. Gene Ontology annotation, cellular component: trans-Golgi network; exomer complex. Gene Ontology annotation, biological process: conjugation with cellular fusion; Golgi to plasma membrane transport.
AUGCUUGUCUCCCUGACCGUCGGCAAGGUCGACGCCGGCGUCACUGUCCUCCUGACCCCAGAUAAACGACUCAUCGAGUUCCCCUCUAUCCUCCUCCCACCAGACAUCUCUUCUGGCUCCAUCGUCGACAUCACAGUCGCGCGCAAUCUCUCCUCCGAAUCCUCCGCCGAGCAGCGCUUCCAGGCGCUCCAGGACCAGAUCUAUGGCUCUUUUGGGGCCGCCUCGCCCUCCAGCCCGAUACUUCGCUGCCGUAAUGCUACCCAGACCUCAGUCGUGCUAGAAUGGGAUCCUAUCCAGCUCGCGACCGCGGAUCUCAUCAGCCUUGCCCUGUACCGCAACGGCCAGAAGGCUGGCAACAUCCCCCGCCCGCUACAGAUGCACACGACCAAGAUCUCGGGUCUGGCCGUGGACACCAAUUACACCUUCCACCUGGUCCUCAGAACGACGGCUGGCACGUACAGCAGUGAAAAGGUCGAGGUUCAGACGCACAAGAUGACAGAUCUCAGUGGUAUCACCAUCACGACCGGCAUCCUGCCGCAGUCCAUGCGAGAGGAGCUGGCAGAAGCAGUGGAGAGGAUUGGCGCCAAGAUUGUGGACAGCGUGAGGAUAGACACAACACACUUUGUCACCACCGAGGGACGGGGCAUUCAGUGGGAGAAGGCUGUGGAGAUGAAUAUUCCCGUGGUGCGGCCAGAGUGGGUAGAGGCUUGCGAGAGGAACGGUAGGAUCUUGGGUGUCACUAAAUUCUACCUGGAUGCGUUGAGACCGGGCCCACCAAGUGAGGACCGGCCUGGGACGGCUGGCACAGUCACUCAGCAGCAGCAACAGCAGCAGCCCCCUCCUGCUGCUCCUGCCGCCGCACCAGCUUCAGUGCAGACGGAGAAGGAGUUGCCAGCCGCACCCUCGGCAGAGAAUGGAGAGGAAGGUAGCAAGGAGGAAAACGAGAAAGAGGAGCCCACAGAGGCAAAUGGGGCCCAGGAUAAGGAGGAAGCCGUGGAAGGCGGAAAUGAGGAGAACGAGGAAGACGACGACGAGCCGGAAGAGAAGACAAAAGCAACAGAAGAGGGCGAGCAGAAGGUCAGGUUCGAAGACAAGGAGCAGAACUUGACGUUGCGGCCAGAGGCAUCGAAGUUUGCGACCGUGGAAGAUGCCGAUGAGAAAGACGCAGGGGCUCAGACCCCAGCCAGUCGCGCAUCGUUCCAGGACGUACAGUUGUAA